UUGCUAGCAGAAAUGGAAGGCAGUGGGGGUUCAUUCGAUCCCCUACAAUUUCUCAGAAGGCAGCCUGCCCCUUUUUCUCCACCUUCUCUUCACGCAAAUGACAGGGAUUUGGGCCUGUUCCUGGGAAAUAUGUCAUUCAUGUCGGACUCGUUAAAGGAGGGGAAAACGAUUCUGCCAGUUCGUGGUGAGUAAUCACAAUUCUGAUGUCCAGAAGUUAUUUUCGGUCAUAAGACAGUAGCAGCAACAUUAUGUACAAAAAUAAGUUACAAACAACGCAAAGAAAAAAGAAGAAAAAAAACACAAUUGCAUAGGAACAUGUCAAAUGUCAGCCUUCUUCUCCGGCGCCAUCUUAUUGAGAAUGAAACGAACGAACAACGAAACAGCACAGUAAGUAGUGAGAUCGUGACUACAACUAAGUCUUUGAAAGACACUGUUACUUUGGUGGGCAUCAGAGGCAAAGACAUUGUUGUCCUUGGAGUUGAGAAGAAGUCAGUGGCCAAGCUGCAGGAGGAAAGAACAGUCCGCAAAAUAUGCACCCUAGACGACCAUGUCUGCAUGGCAUUUGCAGGCCUGACAGCAGAUGCCCGCAUCGUGGUCAACAGAGCUCGUGUGGAGUGCCAGAGUCACCGGCUCACUGUGGAGGACCCAGUGACCGUAGAGUACAUCACACGACACAUCGCCACCCUGAAACAGCGCUACACUCAGAGCAAUGGACGCAGACCGUUUGGCAUCUCUGCCUUGAUCGUGGGUUUUGACUGUGAUGGGACCCCCAGGCUCUAUCAGACUGACCCCUCUGGAACUUACCACGCAUGGAAGGCAAAUGCGAUUGGCCGUAGUGCUAAGACGGUGAGGGAGUUCCUGGAGAAGAACUACACAGACGAAGCCAUCGCCACUAACAAUGAGUCGAUAAAGCUGGCCAUCAAAGCCUUGCUUGAGGUGGUUCAGUCUGGUGGGAAGAACAUUGAACUUGCUGUAAUUAGAAGAAACGAGCCACUGAAGUUAUUGGAGUCCAAAGAAAUUGAGACCCUGGUGACUGAGAUAGAGAAAGAGAAGGAAGAUGAGGCAGAGAAGAAAAAACAGAAGAAGUCUACUUGAAGUCAUAAUGAAACUGGCUUUCAUUUAGCACUUGCUUAAAGGCAGCAUAUUUGGUCUGCAAACAUCAAAACGUGUUUACAAGCCCAAAAACAUCUUUCAUGUCACACGCUAAGGGCUGAAUCUUAACUUGAUGUAGGUUGGUAUGUUGAAUUAGUCACACAUCUCACAUUGCCAUCGAUGCAUUGUUUAUGUGGAAAUCUAAGUCAAAUGUAUGGAUCUCAAGUUAGGAUUCAGACCUACAAUGAGGUCUCCCCUCUGCCCACGUAUGUUGUUGAACUUCUUUAGAGUGAAUGUUAUUGGAUCAAAAUGCUUAAUAAAGUCAACUUGUUUAUGUA
Molecule: messenger RNA, 1430 nt
Organism: Salvelinus fontinalis (brook trout)
Lineage: Eukaryota; Metazoa; Chordata; Actinopteri; Salmoniformes; Salmonidae
Product: proteasome subunit alpha type-7-like
Exons: 8
Coding region: 316-1095 (259 amino acids)
Biological process (GO): ubiquitin-dependent protein catabolic process
Cellular component (GO): proteasome core complex; proteasome core complex, alpha-subunit complex; nucleus
Source: RefSeq, a predicted model, not a curated record